AUGGAUUUUGAAGGGAGAGUAGCUCUCAUAACAGGCUCGUCGUCGGGAAUCGGCGCACAGAUUGCCAUAAAGUGGUCAUCUCUGGGCGCACACGUAGUCAUCACCGGAAGGGAUCAAAAUAAGAUCGAUUCUGUGAUCAAAACGUGUGAAUCUCUGUCCAUACGGAGACCACUUGGAGUGGUGGCUGACAUCCUGGUUGAGAGUGAUGUCAAGAAUUUAGUGAACACUACUCUCAAAGAAUUUGGGAGAAUAGAUAUUCUGGUCAAUAACGCGGGUUAUACGCUCUCAAUUGAUUUCUCGUCCAAUGAUUAUAUUAAAAGUUUUGAUCAAAUGUUUGAUAUAAACCUCAGGAGUGUUCAGGUGUUGACCCGAUUAGUGGUGCCAUAUCUGGAGCAAAGUAAAGGCAAUAUCAUUAACAUGUCGGGUAGAAGUGGAGAACGAGCGGUGCCAAAAGCGAUGGCUCAUAGUAUGGCUAAGAAUGCGCUCAAUAUGUUUACCAAAUGUAUGGCACUCGAGUUGGCACCCAAAGGGAUACGAGUGAAUUGUGUGAGCCCGAGUGUUAUUCGUACGCCACUCGUGGAGACAUCGUUAGGCGAUAAGUGGAUAGAGUUUGAGAAGUUGUGCGCCACUAUUUACCCGAUGAGACGUAUUGGGGAACCGGUAGACGUGGCCGAUGCCGUCACAUUCCUGGCCUCAUCCCAGUCCGCCUCCUUCAUUACCGGUUGUAUAUUUCCGGUCGAUGGCGGCGCUCAGUGGACACACCGUCCCAUUUGA
Messenger RNA from Oppiella nova, 774 nucleotides. NCBI's taxonomy places the organism in Eukaryota, Metazoa, Arthropoda, Arachnida, Sarcoptiformes, Oppiidae. The record is from the annotation of a GenBank genome assembly.